CGUUUAAACCAAAGAGGAUGAAGACGUUUCCCGUAGCACGUGGUGUCCUGUGUAGAAAUUAGAUGUCUGCAGCUUAACAGCUUUCUUCAGUUUUAGUCUGCAGUUAUACGCACAGAGACGUUGUGCAGUGGUCGUUGUGUGUGUAGCUAGUUGUGGUUCAUCAUGGUUCGAGCAAAACGGGGUAAACAAGCACAGAGGCCAGAGAAGACAGAUGUCUAUGAUGAAGACGACCCUGAAGCCUACAAGGACAUGCCUGUCCCUGAUAAGAAAUCUGCGACGUACACAAAAGACAAGAUCGAUGAGUUCCACGAUGAGAAGAUAGCAAAACUUCUUGCUCGGGGUGUUCAAAUGGAGAGUGACCAGGAGGACGUGGACGAUGAGGAGGAAGUGAUGCCCCUGGAUGUUUCUGAGUCAGAAGAAGAAGAAGAGGAGGAGGAAGAAGAAGAAAAUGAGGAGGAUGGGACAGAUAUGGAGAGUGAUUUAGAUGGGAAAAAUGAGGAAGAGCUCCCUAAUGAAAUGGCCUGGGGCAAGAAGAAAAAAAUGUUCUACGAUUCGGAUUACGUGACCCCAAAAGGGAAAUCACAAGAAGAGUUGGAGGCUGAGGAACAAGAGGAAGAAGAGGAGGCCAAAAACAUCCAAAAACGUUUAGCUGCAAAUCUGAGUGAGGAGGAUUAUGAUUUGAACUUUUUUCAGGGAUUUGCUGUGGAGAAGGAUGAAAGCAAGACUGAGGAGAAAGAGGAGAGGAUUGUGAAAGACCUGAAGCAGAUGUCUCAGAAAGAAAAAAUGAAGCUUUUGAAGAAGGAGUCACCGGAGCUGCUUGAGCUUAUUCAGGACUUCAAGGCAAAGCUUACUGAGCUAAAGAAUGAGCUGCAGCCUCUCAUGCAAAUGGUUAAGGACGGAAAGAUCCCUGCAGGGAAGGGUGCCGACUAUCUCAAGACAAAGCAGCAACUUUAUCUGAAUUACUGCACAAACAUCAGCUUCUACUUGGUGCUGAAAGCAAAACGAAUACCUGCUCACAACCACCCUGUGAUUGAAAGACUGCUCACCUACAGAAAUCUCAUCAAUGAACUAGGUGAGGUAGAUGCUCGGCUUGCUCCAGAGUUUCGGCAGCUACUAGCUGGGGGAGAGAAAACUAAGGCCACGGGCAAACAAGCUGAAGGCAAGAAGUCCAAAGUCUCAAAUAGGAAGGAAAAGGAGUCUGGGGAAGCUGUGCAUGAAGGUGAGGAGGAGUCAGACUCUGACCUGGAUGAGGAAGAAGCUUUGAGGUUCUACAGAGAAGCAGAGGAACGGUUGACACUGAAGAGGAAGAGCAAUAAACCACAAGAUGAAAUGAUGGAAGAAAAUGAAGAUGAGGAAGAAACUGAUCCAAACGCAAAGAGAGGAAUCACUUACCAGAUGGCCAAGAACAAGGGGCUCACACCAAAGAGGAAGAAAAUUGACCGUAAUCCCAGAGUCAAGCAUAGAGAGAAGUUCAGAAAGGCUAAAAUCCGCAGAAAGGGCCAGGUCCGCGAGGUUCGUCAUGAGACGACGAGAUACAGCGGGGAGCUGUCUGGUAUUCGUGCUGGUGUCAAGAAGAGUGUCAAACUCAAGUAACCGAGACCAAAAUAUGCUGAGACAGAAAAAGUACCAGUGAACUGGAAUUUUCAAUGUUUAUUGUUGGGGAGCCUUGCCGGUAAAGAACAUAAUUAUCUAACUGUCAGUCAUUGUUUGAAAAUCUUGAAAUAUUGUUCUGAUUACUAGAAAGUGUGAAUAAACAUUUUAAAACCUGA
Messenger RNA from Archocentrus centrarchus (flier cichlid), 1769 nucleotides. It is a transcript of the gene utp3, whose product is annotated as UTP3 small subunit processome component. Lineage: Eukaryota; Metazoa; Chordata; Actinopteri; Cichliformes; Cichlidae. Gene Ontology annotation, cellular component: nucleolus; small-subunit processome. The record is from RefSeq and is a predicted model, not a curated record. The coding region runs from base 163 to 1593 and encodes 476 amino acids. The transcript is spliced from 16 exons. Gene Ontology annotation, biological process: maturation of SSU-rRNA from tricistronic rRNA transcript (SSU-rRNA, 5.8S rRNA, LSU-rRNA).